Molecule: messenger RNA, 2468 nt
Organism: Musa acuminata AAA Group (dessert banana)
Lineage: Eukaryota; Viridiplantae; Streptophyta; Magnoliopsida; Zingiberales; Musaceae
Product: peroxisomal fatty acid beta-oxidation multifunctional protein
Exons: 18
Coding region: 148-2325 (725 amino acids)
Biological process (GO): fatty acid beta-oxidation
Cellular component (GO): peroxisome
Molecular function (GO): NAD+ binding; (3S)-3-hydroxyacyl-CoA dehydrogenase (NAD+) activity
Source: RefSeq, a predicted model, not a curated record
UUGAGGCGCGUUCUCAGGCUCUCUCGUUCUUGCUUCUCUUUGUUGAUCGCUCUCGAUCGCGUCUACGGCUCGACCUUCAAUCCGGUCGGCGGAAUUCCCAGAAGUGAAGUCGGAGGACUCUAGGUUCUUGAUCCUCUUCUCGAUCCGAUGGCGGCCGUUCGGGUGACGAUGGAGAUUGGGAGUGAUGGGGUGGCGGUCAUCACCAUCUGCAACCCUCCCGUUAACGCUUUGGCCCCCUCGAUUAUUGCUGGGUUGAAGGAGAAGUACACGGAAGCGAUGAAUAGGAGUGACGUCAAAGCAAUAGUGUUAACCGGUGAUGGUGGCAAGUUCUCUGGUGGUUUUGAUAUCAAUGUUUUUACUGAAAUUCAUAAAACAGGAAAUCUAUCGCUUCUACCAGAUGUAUCCGUCGAACUUGUGGUCAAUACCAUUGAAGAUGCUCCAAAGCCUUCUGUUGCAGCUAUCCAAGGUCUUGCACUUGGUGGUGGUCUGGAGAUAGCAAUGGGUUGCCAUGCACGAGUUUCUACGCCGGAAGCUCAACUUGGAUUGCCAGAACUUAGCCUUGGGGUUAUUCCUGGAUUUGGAGGCACACAACGUCUUCCAAGGCUUGUGGGAUUGCCAAAAGCUCUGGAUAUGAUGCUGCAAUCAAAAUCAAUCAUCGCUAAGGAAGGCGAAAAAUAUGGCCUUAUUGAUGCUAUUGUUUCACCGGAGGAUUUGCUCAAAAUAUCCCGAUGCUGGGCUUUGGAUAUUGCUGAACGGCGUAAACCAUGGAUUAGUUCUCUUCGUCGGACUGAUCGACUUGGUUCUCUUUCUGAAGCUUAUGAAAUUUUAAAGGCUGCUAGGCAACAGGUUAACAGGAUUGCUCCAAAUAUGCCUCAGCACAAGGAAUGCCUUGAUUCAGUUGAGGAGGGUGUAAAUUUUGGAGGAUAUGCUGGGGUGCUGAAGGAAGCAAAAGUUUUUAAGGAGUUGGUGCUUUCAAGUACUUCAAGAGGCCUUGUUCAUGUCUUUUUUGCUCAACGGGCAACUUCAAAGGUACAUAGUGUUACUGAUGUUGGGCUUAGACCAAGGAAAAUCAAAAGAGUUGCUGUAAUUGGUGGUGGUUUGAUGGGUUCUGGAAUAGCUACUGCCCUGAUCUUAAGUAAUACGUCUGUCAUCCUCAAGGAAAUUGAUUCCAACCUUUUGCAGAAGGGACUGAAAAUGAUACGGGCUAAUCUUGAAGGCCUUGUGAAGAAAGGGUCGUUGACUCAGGACAAGAUGAACAAGGCAUUGUCACUUCUUAAGGGUGUAUUGGAUUACUCAGAGUUCAAGCAUGUUGAUAUGGUUAUAGAGGCUGUUAUUGAAAAGGUUUCACUGAAACAGUCAAUAUUUGCUGAUCUUGAAAAAGCUUGUCCUCCACAUUGCAUUUUGGCAAGCAACACAUCCACUAUUGAUCUUAAUAUUGUUGGUGAGAAGACUCGUUCGCAAGACCGAAUCAUUGGGGCUCAUUUUUUCAGUCCUGCUCAUGUGAUGCCUCUGCUAGAAAUUGUCCGGACAGACAAGACAUCUCCACAAGUAAUCCUUGAUCUCAUGACCAUUGGGAAGGCUAUAAGAAAGGUUCCUGUUGUGGUGGGCAACUGCACUGGCUUUGCAGUUAACCGAACAUUCUUCCCUUAUACCCAAGGGGCACAAUUGUUAGUCCAUCUAGGUGUGGAUGUGUUCAGAAUUGAUAGGGUUGUCAGCAGUUUUGGCAUGCCAAUGGGCCCUUUUCAACUUCAAGAUGUGGCCGGAUAUGGGGUGGCUUUGGCAGUGAAGGAUAUAUAUGAUUCUGCCUUCCGGGGUCGAACAUUUCAGUCACAACUGGUUGAGUUGAUGGUAAAAAGUGGCAGAAAUGGCAAGAAUAAUGGAAAGGGAUACUACAUAUAUGAAAAGGGACAGAAGCCAAAGCCUGAUCCUAGCAUCCAAGCCAUCAUAGAGGAAUCUAGAAGGCUUGCCAAUGUUAUGCCUGGUGGAAAGCCUAUUACUAUCAAUGAUCAAGAAGUUCUGGAGAUGAUAUUCUUUCCAGUGGUGAACGAGGCUUGCAGGGUCAUGGAUGAAGGUGUUGUAAUUCGAGCUUCAGACCUUGAUAUUUCAUCCGUUCUUGGUAUGGGUUUUCCCAGAUACAGGGGUGGAAUUAUAUUUUGGGCUGACACUAUUGGGUCUGGUUACAUAUAUGCGAAGCUCAACAAAUGGGCUAAUUCAUAUGGUAACUUCUUCAAACCCUCAGCAUACCUGGAAGAAAGAGCCACCAAAGGACUUCCAUUGAGCAUGGUAAAUGUGUCGGGGUCACAACAGUGGAGGUCUCGUAUGUGAUCCUCUUUGCGUACCAACCAUUCCUUUCGCAUCCAAAUGUUGCAGUUAGCCGAAGUGCAGCAAAUAAGAUAUUGUUGACUUGUUUUAGUUUAAUAAUACUGUUUAAAUAUUUUGUUUAUCGAAUCUGGAAAAUUUUCAUGCUA